ACUUAUAUUUUUAAAUUUUCAUUUUAGUUUAUUAUGUUCAUUGUGUGAUCUUAUAAAAACGUUUACAUUUAUAUACCUUUCAAAUUUAAAAUGGAUCAAUUUUUAAAAAAAAUUAUUGCAAUUAACAUUUUUAUUUCAUUAAAUUCAAUAUUUUCUAUUGAAAGAACUCCUUUCAUGCCAAAUCUCCCCGUCGGACCAUUUAAAACCAAAUUCAAAUUCGUAUCAAUUUGCAAUGAUACUAUAGAUUAUCCCUUGAAGUUUAAUUAUUAUAUUACAAAACCUACUCCGACUCAAAUUCUAUUAAAGGGCAAUAUUACUUUCAAUAUUCCGUUAGACGACAGAUUAUACUUCAACUUUAACAUGGCUAUUUGGUCAAAAAUUGGAGGAUGGAAAGAUAAUGCAUUCAUUUACAAAAAUAAAGGUGCAUGUUUAACAAUGAAAUUUUUCAUGAAAAAUAUGUGGAAUGAGUAUCUAUCAAAACAUCAUUUUACUGAUUGUCCCAUUAAACCAGGUUUUUACAAAGUGGAUAGUUAUGAUCUAUCACAAGUAGCAGAGGCAAAUUUUCCAAAUCAAUUUUUCUAUGGUUCUUAUAAAACCUCAUUGUAUUUUACGGAUGAACAAAAUGUUCAAGUUGGCUGUAUAUUGUUUAUUUCAGAUGUAUUGAGACCAUGGGAGUAAAAAAAAAUGUGUAUAUAUAUAUAAAUAAAUAAAUAAACAGUAAUAAACAUUAGUUUAUUGUAUACAUUUA
Messenger RNA from Daktulosphaira vitifoliae (grape phylloxera), 748 nucleotides. RefSeq lists its product as uncharacterized. The coding region runs from base 91 to 678 and encodes 195 amino acids. Lineage: Eukaryota; Metazoa; Arthropoda; Insecta; Hemiptera; Phylloxeridae. The record is from RefSeq and is a predicted model, not a curated record. The transcript has 4 exons.